Molecule: messenger RNA, 1350 nt
Organism: Hordeum vulgare subsp. vulgare (domesticated barley)
Lineage: Eukaryota; Viridiplantae; Streptophyta; Magnoliopsida; Poales; Poaceae
Product: putative 12-oxophytodienoate reductase 12
Exons: 4
Coding region: 66-1199 (377 amino acids)
Molecular function (GO): oxidoreductase activity; FMN binding
Source: RefSeq, a predicted model, not a curated record
AAGACAUUAAGAAACACUCACAUUUCAGAGAGAACUAAUAGGAAGAACAAGAAAGAACAAGGUCGAUGGAGCCCAUUCCUCUCAUGACUCCCUACCAAAUGGGUCCAUUCGACCUUUCCCACAGGGUCGUGUUGGCGCCCAUGACGAGGUCGAGAUCGUACGGCAACCUCCCGCAGCCGCACGCUGUGAAGUACUACGCGCAGAGGGCCACGGAGGGUGGGCUCCUCAUCUCGGAGGCCACGGGCGUGUCGGCCGACGCUCAGGGGAUGAGCGCCAUCCCGCACACCCCGGGGAUCUGGACCAAGGAGCAGGUCCAGGCAUGGAAGCCCAUCGUGGACGCCGUGCACGCCAAGGGCGCCACUUUCUUCUGCCAGAUUUGGCACGUCGGGCGAGCAUCCGACAUGCAGCAACAACCCAUUUCCAGCACAGAUAAGCCGAUAGAGAGGAACCCCGAGAACUACUGCAUGGAUUUCUCCACCCCCAGGAGCCUAACCGAGGAAGAGAUUCCUGCUCUCAUAGAUCAGUUCAGAAUUGCUGCCCGGAAUGCUCUUGAAGCCGGGUUCGACGGGGUGGAGCUGCACGCCGCGAACGGCUACCUGAUGGACCAGUUCAUGAAAGACGGCGUCAACGACCGAGCCGACGGCUACGGGGGCAGCCUUGAGAACCGCUGCCGCCUCGCCCUCGAGACGGUGGACGUCCUGGUGGACCAGGUCGGGCCAUACAACGUCGGCGUGCGCCUCUCGCCCUACUCCGGCUGCCUCGGCUGCCGCGACUCGGACCCGGACGAGCUGGCCGUGUACAUGGCCCGGGAGCUGAACCGCCGAGACGUCCUGUACCUCAACGUGGUGGAGCCCGAGAUGACGUCCGAGGACGACGGCGGGGCGCUCGGGCUGGUCCCCCACAGGCUGCAGGCCAUGAGGGACACCUUCGACGGGACGCUCAUGGUCGGCGGAGGGUACGGCAGGGAGGAGGGGAACUCGGCCAUCGCCGAAGAGUACGCCGACCUGGUCGCCUACGGCCGCCUGUUCCUCGCGAACCCCGACCUGCCGGAGAGGUUCCGGCGGAACUCCCCUCUGAACAAGUACGACCGGGCGACGUUCUACACCGACGAUCCCAUCGUCGGGUACACAGACUACCCGUUUCUUGAGGAUGGCGGCCAGACGGUCCAAGUGGUCGAGGGGAAUGGCGUGAUAUACUAGCAAGGAUGCAUGCAUGCAUGCAUAUAAUACCUAAGGAACUAUGUUGCCAUUCCACCAGUGUGGCUUCUUUUACUUCUGGCACUGUCGUACUAUCAAGAGAACAAUUACUGUACUCAAUAAAAACAACACCAGGUGGCAUGCUUUUCGAUGA